This is a messenger RNA of Carassius gibelio (silver crucian carp), 1752 nucleotides long. RefSeq lists its product as uncharacterized. NCBI's taxonomy places the organism in Eukaryota, Metazoa, Chordata, Actinopteri, Cypriniformes, Cyprinidae. Gene Ontology annotation, molecular function: signaling receptor activity. Gene Ontology annotation, biological process: regulation of neuroinflammatory response. The coding region runs from base 777 to 1505 and encodes 242 amino acids. The transcript has 5 exons. The record is from RefSeq and is a predicted model, not a curated record.
UUGAGAGUGAACUAUUCCUUUAAGACAAACUCUUGUGCAAAUGCUCUGUACGUGCAGUUAAUUUAAGUAAGUGUGAACGCUCCCAUCUGAACUUUGGUGGUCAAAAAUAAGUGGUCCGAGACCCACCUUUUCCAUGUGCUAUGGACAAAAUCCUUAAACAGUUUUGACUCAUUUACACAUUUUUACACUUACAUACAUACACUCUGCAGAGUUUUUCAGCACCAUACACACGUUUAUUUAGCUGAGCACACAGCAGUUCUAUUCACUAAGCUGUGUCUCAAAAUAUACAUCAUAACAUGUAUAUACUUACAUCAUAUCCUUUUGACAUUUGUUUUGCCAAAAAUGACCAGUAAGCAAACCAUUAUCUAUUAAUAAAAUGUGAAAAGUUAAAAUGUUUUUAACUUUCUGAAUGCACUCUAAAUUAAACUGAUCAAAAUUGCAAUUUCCUCUUUCUUUACAAUCAUCAAUUACGUUAGUUGCAUCAUUCUGUCAGGUAGAUAAAACAACAAAAUUAACCAACAAAAUCACCAUCGGCACAUCACACACUGCCAAACUGCAAUCUUCUCACUCGAAGAAAAUGCUCUCACAUUACAGCUGUGGUUAACAAGACAGGAAGUCAAGUAUUUUCGUGAGGGAUAGAUUAUGUACUGAUAAAAAUUAUACAAAUAUACAUAUGAAAUUGUAUAUCAUCUUUACUUUUAAAGGAAACAAUAGGUAGGAGAACACAAAUAUCAGGGAACGGAUACAUUUAAAGGUGAAAGAAGAGAAAUUCAGUGAUGGUGAAUAAUAAGACAUUGAUGGUGGUCGUCCUCCUAAACAUCUUUUUGACAGGAAGUCAAACAAAAGGAGAACAAGACACUGGAUCACAUCAUAAAGAUUCUGCACUUGAUAAACUCACAGUUUCUCAAGAGCAGAUCUUUAUUUCAGGCAGCGAUGUGACUUUACGGUGUGGCAAUCUCACUUCUGUCAAAUGGAAUGAAUUAAUUUAUAUAAGCUGGAACAUCAGCCUGCAGGACAAAAAAUGUAGAGUUGGUGUGUCACCCAAGCUGGACGACACAUGCAAUGAUGGAAAGAAGCUGGAAAACACCUCAGAUGGAGUUUCUCUAUUCAUUCCCAAGAUUUCAAUUGAAGAUGAAGGGCUUUACUUUUGUGAUUUAUCAUAUAAAGGAGGAAGCUAUGCACUAAAUGUGUCUGUAAGCGUUACCAAUGUUUCAACCAAGCAGGACAGUGAAAACAAUCAAAGGAUUGCUGUCUGUAAUUCCAAAUAUAAAAUGAAAGCACCCACUCUUCAUUGGGAACCUGCCGUGAACUUUUCCUCCAGUUCUGUAAAGAAGCUUGGGAGGUUUUUUAUGCUGGAGAAUAAAGUAUAUCUGCCAGAAGAUCUCAACAUUAGUGAGCUCACCUGUGUGGCCACAUACACGUCUAAGUCCGGCUCUGUGCAGCACAAGAGCACACUUCUUCUUACAGGAAUAACAUUUUGUCUCAGAAUGGAAGAAGAAUGUUAAAAUAUGGACGAUAAACAGGAUGUGGACGACAAACGAAAAGAAAGUAUAUUGGAGGAUGUACCUGAGAACUGCUAACAUCAUUUCAACACAGAGCAUCUUAAGAAUUAAAGCAAAAGCACCAAAUAGUGCAUUAAAACGUUUCCUUUAUCCUCUUAAUUAAAUUUUUUUUGUCUGUAAUGAAGAUGCAUUUACGUUGUUAUUUGGCUUCUGAGUUAAAAAAAUAAAGUCCAACAUUUUGCUUGUGUUA